Tribolium madens (black flour beetle) is the source of this 1104-nucleotide messenger RNA. RefSeq names its product ELMO domain-containing protein 2. Gene Ontology annotation, molecular function: GTPase activator activity. NCBI's taxonomy places the organism in Eukaryota, Metazoa, Arthropoda, Insecta, Coleoptera, Tenebrionidae. The transcript has a single exon. The coding region runs from base 78 to 1013 and encodes 311 amino acids. The record is from RefSeq and is a predicted model, not a curated record.
UUGUCAUCCGGUUGUCAUGCCAUUCAACAUGUAAACAACAAGUUUAAUUGAAUUUUUCACCGAAAUUCUCGAAUAAAAUGUACAUUUUUUGGUGGUUCUUCUCGUACUACUUGCGCCCCGUUAUUAAAUGGUUCCUCCGCAAGACUACCGGUUUGUGCGAGCUUCAAAGAAUCUGCUAUGGGAAAAUUCAAGGGGCCCCUCGGACCAACGCCGUGGACUACUCCCUCAGUAUGUCAAAGUCACCCCAAAUAUCCCAACUAAUCGCCCACUUAAACGAUGUAAGUGAUAAUCAGCGAUUCGUCGGUUCUAACCUCAAAGAACUCACAAAUGGGGCUGUGAACACAGUUAUGCUAAUCAAGAAAAUCAACCCGAAAAUCCACUUCCAAUUUGUGAUAAAUUUCAGUCAGUGUGUGGAGCAGAUUUGGGGCUAUCGCCAAUUGCUAUCAGAAGUGGAGGAGCUAAGAAAGACAACUUAUGACGCCGACAACUUUGAACAUGAAAGGAAAUUGCGAGAUUUGUGGGACAAGUUGAUGCCCCACGAGCCUCUAGAAGCCCGAGUAACGAAACAGUGGCAAUAUAUUGGGUUUCAGGGCGACGACCCCAAGACGGAUUUUCGGGGAAUGGGGCUCCUGGGGCUGGAAAAUCUCCUAGCUUUUGCGACUGAGUAUCAGGACGCAGCCACCUACGUACUCUCUCAUUCACAUCACCCCCAUUACGGUUACGCCUUUGCCAUUGUUGGGAUUAAUUUGACAAGUCUGGCGUGGACCCUCCUCAAACAGGGCGAUGCCAAGACUUAUUUUUUCAAUAUGGUGAAAAGUGCCCCAACUUUGAAACUCUUUCACCAGUUUUAUAGUUAUUUGUUUUACGAAUUUGAUAAAUAUUGGAUUGAGUGUAAGCCCAAGGAUAUUAUGGAGUUUUCCACUAUCAAAGACAGUUUUGAAAUAAAUGUAAGGAAUGCGUUGCAGGAUCCGAAUGCAGUGUUUCGGAUUAAUUUCAGUGUUGACACUAUUUAGCUCACUUGUGAUAUUAUGUGGCUUUUGUAAAUACGAUUUUUAUGCGUGGUACACUUUGUAUGUUUUAAGUACACAAAGAAAUAAAAAAUUA